AUGCCUUCACCACUAUCAGACCCCGUCAAACUGCCAUGCGGUCUUGUCCUACCAAACCGCCUAUCAAAGGCUGCAAUGGCCGAAAUGAUGGCCAAAUCCCACCAUCCAGACCCUCUCUACGAGGCCUAUGAAAAGUGGUCCACCGGCGGCUGGGGCAGCAUUCUAACCGGCAACGUCCAAGUCGACAUCAACCACCUAGGAAGCCCCUUCGACCCAGCCCUAGACGGCGAAUACACCGGCCCAGACGACGAAAACAAGGCCCUCGUAGCCCGCUGGACCAAAUAUGCCACGGCCUGCCAACAACACGGCACGCCCGCCCUAGCCCAAAUCUGCCACCCAGGACGACAGUCAUUUCGCGUCGCAGGCAAGCGUGGGAUUUUCGCAAACACAAUCGCCCCCUCCGCGGUCCCAAUCUCAGUAGGAAACUCGUGGCUAGAGUGCCUUAUCGGUGCCAUUGCCUGGACAAAGCCGCGUGCCAUGAGCACAGCCGAGGUGCAGAGGGUUAUCUCCCAAUUCGUCGAUACAGCGAGGCUCAUGGCUGACGCGGGCUUCUCGGGAAUCGAGCUGCACGGUGCGCAUGGUUAUCUCAUCGACCAAUUCCUAAGCUCAAAGACAAACCUCCGAACCGACGAGUUCGGCGGCACGCCCGAAAAACGCGCGCGCUUCGUCCUGGAAAUCAUCAAGCAGACCCGCGCAGUCGUGCCGAGCACCUUUGCCAUCGGAAUCAAGCUCAACUCGGCAGAUCACAGCUCCGCGACCUUUGAAGAAACAAUGGCCCAAAUUGCCCUUCUUGUCGAGGCAGGUAUCGACUUUAUGGAAAUUAGUGGCGGGACUUAUGAAGAUCCCCAGAUGAUGGGGUAUCCUAAGUCGGAGAUCCCGGUUAAGUCAGAGCGUACGGCUGCGCGCGAGGCAUUUUUCCUUGAAUUUGCAAAGACUGUUCGCGGUAGACAUCCUGAUCUGAUUCUUAUGUUGACGGGUGGGUUCCGGACAAGGGCCGGGUGUGUUGCUGCCAUUGAGGAUGGAGCUUGUGACCUUGUGGGUAUUGGUCGACCUGCUGCUGUUGAGCCUGCUUUCCCGCAGUUGCUUUUGGACGAGAAUGUUAAGGAUGAAAAGGCCGCGCUGCCCCUGAUUAAGGUGCCGCCUCCUUGGUAUGCGAAGUUUUUGCCCAGAAACCUUAUCGGGGCUGGGGCUGAGACUACUUAUUAUGCGGGGCAGAUUCAGCGCUUUGCUCGGGGCCUGGCUACUUAUGCGCCGGCUCUGUGA
Messenger RNA from Penicillium manginii, 1263 nucleotides. RefSeq names its product NADH:flavin oxidoreductase/NADH oxidase family protein. The record is from RefSeq and is a predicted model, not a curated record. NCBI's taxonomy places the organism in Eukaryota, Fungi, Ascomycota, Eurotiomycetes, Eurotiales, Aspergillaceae. The transcript has 4 exons. The coding region runs from base 1 to 1263 and encodes 420 amino acids. Gene Ontology annotation, molecular function: oxidoreductase activity; FMN binding.